Messenger RNA from Talaromyces amestolkiae, 1344 nucleotides. RefSeq lists its product as uncharacterized. NCBI's taxonomy places the organism in Eukaryota, Fungi, Ascomycota, Eurotiomycetes, Eurotiales, Trichocomaceae. The record is from RefSeq and is a predicted model, not a curated record. The coding region runs from base 1 to 1344 and encodes 447 amino acids. The transcript has 2 exons. Gene Ontology annotation, molecular function: phosphoric diester hydrolase activity. Gene Ontology annotation, biological process: lipid metabolic process.
AUGGCCAUGACCAUGCGCGAGAUUGUGCUUUGCGCAGCACUUAUUUUUGUCAUUGGCGUAUCCGUCCUAAACCAAACACUCAAUUCAACAUCCUCCUUCUCAACCCAGAUCCUCCAAAAUGGCCAGUCCUCCUCCAUCCUCAACCUCCACAAAAAAGAGAAACAACACGACCAAGACCAAAUACUACGACUCAACAACCUUCAAGUCAUUGGCACCCACAACAGCUACCACCGCGAAGUCUCCCUACCGGAAAGAGUCCAUUUCCCAACCUUAAUGGCGAACGUCGACCCCCAUUAUGAAGGAUACUAUUACUCGCAUGCCUCUGUGCACGAUCAACUCGAGUACCAACGAGUCCGCAGCUUCGAGUUUGAUGUCUACGUCGACACGCACGGCGGCCUUUUCGCGGAUCCGCUCAUCCGUCGAUUAGCAAAUAUGUCUCAAUCAGACAAAGCGCAUUACGGAUUACCGGACGAUGUGAUGCGAAAGCCAGGUACAAAAGUACUACACAUUGCCGAUGCAGAUGUCGGAUCUAUAUGCCAUACCCUUGUUGAAUGUCUGAUACAGGUGAAAGCAUGGUCCGACUCAAAGAACGGGCAGCAUAUCCCGAUACCUAUAUUGAUUGAAUUCAAAAAGACGGAACCCGGUCUUGAGAAACAGGGCGGCGUUGUUGCGGAGGACUGGACGGUUGAAGCUCUCGAUAGAGUUGACGCUGAGAUCCGCUCGGUGUUUAGCGACGAUCAACUCAUCACGCCGGACGAUAUACGCAAACAGGCAAUAGACAACGGCGUCGGGAGUCGCAUCAACAACAGUGAAAAUAAAAACAUUACACUCGAAGAAGCAAUCCUUGCGUAUGAGCACGGCGGUGGCUGGCCCACCCUCUCAUCUUCGCGCGGUAAAUUCUUCUUCGUCAUGGACAACGAACCAMCCCAUCCCAUACAAAYCCGCGAUCCAUACCGCAGCAACAACAGACUCAACCUUGAGGGGCGUGUAAUAUUCACAAACUCUCUUCCCGGCGAACCCGACGCUGCAUUCAUAAAACGGAACGAUCCGAUCACGGACAACAAUCAGCAUGAAAUUCAGGAUUUGGUUUCGAGGGGGUAUUUCAUUCGUACCCGCGCAGAUGAGCCGAUUCAGAUGCUUCUCAAGGAUGAGGUGCCCGCUAUGCGCGACGCGGCGUUGGCCAGUGGUGCACAGAUUGUUAGCUCGGACUGGGUCGGGGCUGGAGUGAGUGCACGAUACAAUAGCGAUUAUUUCGUGGCAUUGCCGCAGGGAAGGUCUGCGAGAUGCAAUCCGGUCAAUGCGCCGGGGGGUUGCGAGGAUGAAUAUUUGGAGUUGCUGGUAUAG